AUGCCAACAGGGGCUGAAAGCUUUGAUUCAAUAGACGAAUUCAAUGACCUCGACGGCAACGUUAAGAAGCGUAGAAAGGCCAUUAAACAGUGUUUGUUUUGCAGGAAACGUAAACUGAAAUGCGACAAAAAGAAGCCCAUAUGUACAACAUGUCUCUCCAGAGGGAUGAAGGAGUGUGUUUAUGUCGAGAGUUUUGGUCCUGAUAUCUCAACUGAAGAAUUGCUGAAAUCCGCCCCCAACUUGGAACUCCUGAGCAAGAUUAAGGAGCUGGAGGAAGAGUUAAAACUCUACAAAGAGGGACGGCGGCUUCAUUCCGGAGAAGGCAUCAACCCUACGCGCAAUAUUCGAGUUGUGUUGACCAAAGAUGAUAGGAAGAUCUACUACGGCUGUACCAGUUUAAAGGCGAUGUUGGCAAUUAGCAACCUUAAAUUCGACACCUACCACACAAUAGUUUGGGCUAAGAUAAAGGAAGAAAGACGACGGUGGAAGGCUAUUAGUGGGUAUUCUACUCUCAAAGAAGUAACUGCUAUCGAGGUUAAACCAGAGAGCGGCCUUUCUUACCUCGACGCCAUGUGCAGAGGUUUGCCCUUUUACGAACAAAUCGAAGAAUCUUUGCGGGCUUUCUUUUCAAGCUCGAUUUACAAGGGCUUCGAGGUACUGGAUCCUGUGGUUGUUUUCAGGAAUCUUGAGAAUUGUUUUAUAAAGGGCCCAAAGGACCCAAUUACUGAAAUGCAUCCCAUUGUUCAUUUGCGCCCAACUUUUAAGAAGAAUUUCUACCCAAUUGGAAUUAUCACAGAAAUAGUGUCUUUGGUAAACUAUAACCAGCCUAUAUCGCAGCCCCACGACAACUUCGAUAGGUUUCUUCUUUCCUGCUUCACGGCUAAAGUGUUCUUCAUUGAACGCGUACAAUUCAUUUUUCUGAAAAGGCUUGCAAUGAUUACUAAGGGUCUUACUGGUGGUGAUCAUAGCAACGUUUCGUUGAUUACUCAGUCGGUAUUUGCAGCAGCCUUACAAGUGGGCCUGCAUGGAAAUAUAAAAGAGCUCUUCGCCAAUGAUGAAAAUUCUCAUGGUGCAAUAAAAUAUCUGGAAAAUCUAUGGCUGUGGAUUCUAUACGCUGACAUAGAAACUGCAACUGGGUUGGGAACUCCUCCGCACAUCCCAGAAAUACUCAUGGAGUAUGAUUUGAUUGAAGCAGAUAAUUUCGGGACAAAUGCAAUAUUGAGAAGACUGAUAAAACCUCUCAGACAGAUACUUAAUGGCUUACAUGAGAAAGACAAGAUUCCAGAUUUGGAUGCGAUGAGUCAACAAGUUAAAGCAAUUUUAACUUCAGAGUUUAAGCCCGUAGUGUUCUAUAUGGACCGUGAAAAUAUCAAAAAAGUCAAUUUCACCGAACUUGAUCUGUUCCUCGGGCUACUUUCUUGGUUGAGUAUCCUUUCCAACUUGAAGCGAACGUGCUUUGACGACUUCACCCCAGUAGCCAUCAACAACACCUUGCAAUUUUCGGCCCAGAUAUUGUCUAUGUCCAUCACUAUCACCGAGGGGUUCUUUGAUCUAGAUAGAGCAGCUGCGCGAGAAAAUAAGGCUCCUCCAGUGAGAGGAAUUCCCUACAAUCUUCACUUGGCAAUGUUUAUACUGCAGAAACAUUUUCCUCGCUCAAUACCCGAAGUGUAUGUGCUUCUUUCAUCUAUAAGCACGUUUAAAGGCUUUGAUGAUUUGCGAUUUAAGUAUCCGCUUGCUCGAAAAUUUGAUCUGCCAAUGGAUAGCCUUGAGUCUGUUUCAGAUCACUACGUGGGCUUUCAAUGUACCAACGAGUAUUUUGUCAAAGUUCUAAAACGGUGGGAGAGCGAUGAAAACGCGGAUAUGAUUCGCUGCUUGAAGUGCUUUUCGUAUGGUUUCAUUGUUAUCUGUGCGAUUGAAAAGUCAAGUAGAGAUCUGUUUCACCAUUACUUUGUCAACCGUUUACCAAUUUGCUCUGGUACUGACUUGAGUAAUCCAACGGUCAAAGAAAUACUUUUUGCUCAAAAUGAGACAGAUCGUGGUGAUUUAGGUAACUAUGUCGAGGGACUAAGCGAGGAUGUGCUUAAUAAUUUGGCUGAUGACUUUUGGAACAAUUAUGAGACUGAUUUGAAUAGCCUCCUGGCUAAUGAUGUAGAUGAGAUGUACACAUCGUGGUUUUCGGAAGCUAAUGGAAGACAGUGA
Messenger RNA from Lachancea dasiensis, 2199 nucleotides. The record is from the annotation of a GenBank genome assembly. NCBI's taxonomy places the organism in Eukaryota, Fungi, Ascomycota, Saccharomycetes, Saccharomycetales, Saccharomycetaceae.